Messenger RNA from Toxorhynchites rutilus septentrionalis, 3377 nucleotides. Its product is annotated as PAX3- and PAX7-binding protein 1. Gene Ontology annotation, cellular component: nucleus. The record is from RefSeq and is a predicted model, not a curated record. Gene Ontology annotation, biological process: mRNA splicing, via spliceosome. Gene Ontology annotation, molecular function: DNA binding. NCBI's taxonomy places the organism in Eukaryota, Metazoa, Arthropoda, Insecta, Diptera, Culicidae. The coding region runs from base 185 to 2944 and encodes 919 amino acids. The transcript is spliced from 7 exons.
CUGAAUAACGCUACCUGUCAAAAACCAGCAAACUCGUGAAAAAUACGUGAAAUAUUCUUCUGAGUUGUGCAUUUAUUUUCAAAAAAAUCAUCUAAAAAUCGCUAAUAUCAACAAUUUUACGUAGUUGAAUCAUGAAUUAGCAUAAUUUCUGAGCCCAAACCGUUGAAAUCCUGAUCGAAAAAACAUGUCUUUGUUCCGUAAGCCGAAGAAACCCAUUCAGCGACGCGUUUUCAGUGGUUACGACGACGAAGAUGAACCUGCCGCGGGUGGCCCCACCGGCGCCACCGCAUCCGCCCCAUCCUCAAGCGGGUCACAACAGCAACAGGACAAUGGAAGUCGAAUGGAUGUGGAUCCGAGUCCACCGCCGCCACCAAUAAUCAGCAAGCCCUCCAAGAAGGACAAGAAAAGUUCAAAACCUGCGGCCGUGAGCAGCGCCACUCCGAAGUCCACUGCCACUUCCAAAAUGUCUUUGCUAAGUUUCGACGAUGAAGAGGAAGAGGAAGUGUUCCAGGUGAAGAAAACGUCCCAGAGCAAGAAAGUGAUGAAAAGUUUGGAUAAGGAACGUCGCCGGAAGCGCCACGCUGAGAAGAACGGCUCGAAAAAUGCUCCCAGUUCGUCCUCGUCUUCAUCGAAAAGCAAAAACAAUCGAGAUCCGUCGACAACGGAGGACUUUGAUAAAGAUAAUUUAAAAAAGGAAAAGUGUGAAAAUACUAGUUCUAAUAUCCAAACAGAAAUACGCACAGACGACUUUGUGCUUGUGGUCAAGAAAUCGGAUCCGAAAAAUCCUAUUCUGAACGGCCGGGCGGCUCUGUGUGCCGGUAGAGAUGACAUGUCUUCCGAGGAGGAAGACGACGAAGAAGGGGAAUCCGCUGGCGAAGGGCACCAUCGUUUUGCGAAGCCGGAUAACUUCAAGAUGUGCCUGGAGAAUGGCGUCAUCCCGGAUGCAGCUAUGAUUCACGCGGCUAGAAAGCGGCGUCAGAAGGCUAGGGAGCAGGGUGAUUUUAUUCCGGUGGAAGAACCGAAGGACGAUGAAAGCAAAAAGCGAGUGGUUCGCGAGGAUGGCGCUGGAGACGGAUCUGACGAGGAUGACGAUCGCAUUGAUAUGGCUGCCAUCACUGGCGCCAAGGAGCGGGAAGAGCGCCGGGAGCAAUUUUAUUCGGUUCAGCGUGAAGAUUCAGCGGAUGAUUCCGAUAUGGAAACAAAAGAGUGGGAAAAUCAGCAGAUUCGGAAGGGCGUGACUGGUGCUCAAUUAGUUUCCGCCCAGCAGGAAUCCGUCAUCUCACAGUACAUGAUUCAAGGCUUCAGUCAAUCCAGUUACCAAGGCAUCGACGAGGAGUCACUUUCAACAGCGGCUCUGCUGGAACAAGCGUACGCAAGAACUACGGGUCUGACGAAGGCAAACACCCGUGCCGCUUCGGCAAGGCUUAUCUCUCGGGUGGCGACUGGUGGGCAGCAGGAGCAGAAAAUUUCCGGACCCCGAAUGCCGCAGGAGAUUCUGAAGCAACUCAGCGGAAAGCUUGAGACCACUCGGGAGUUGAACUACAAACAUAUCACCGAUAUCGAGAAGAUUACUCAGGAGGUGAAGUUGCUGAAGCUUGAUCACUUGCAGUGCGAACAGAAGGCCCCAGUCGCCGCGGCUAAGUACCGGUUCUAUCAGGAGAUGCGGUGCUACGUUAGUGAUUUGGUUGAAUGUUUAGACGAAAAAAUUCCACCGAUUGUGACGUUGGAGCAACGUGCACUAGCUCUGAUGGCCAAGUACUCGAGUAUGCUGAUCGAGCGAAGGCGGCAGGAUGUCCGGGAUCAGGCCAAAGAAAUGGCCGAUGCAAGCAAAAACUUCAAACGCCCUCAGGACGACCCGGAUCGAGUCCGUAGAGCGGCUGAGCGCGAGGGGCGGCGAACCCGUCGACGGCGCGAUCGUGAAAAGAACGAACAGUCCGAUUCUCACCUGGAUGGUAUGUCGAGCGACGACGAAGUAGCGGACAUCGAAAUCACCCAACACCGAGCCGGUCUGAAGGAGAUAGCAUUGGAAGCGAUUCACGUUUUCGACGACGCCGACGAGGAGUUCUGCGAGAUCGGACGAAUACUGCAUAAAUUCCAGGGUUGGCGCGAGGCGGAGAUGGAUUCUUACAAGGACGCAUACGUCAGUCUCUGCCUGCCGAAGAUUCUGGGAGCGCUGAUUCGAUUGAGGCACGUUAGCUGGAAUCCCGUCAGUGGCGAAGACGAGCUGAACUUUGAAAGAGAAGACUGGUAUCGUAGGUGUGUGUUAUAUGGCAGCCAGUCGGAUGAUACGGAAGGUAGCCUGGCGGAGGAUCCUGACGUUCGAUUAAUUCCGACACUUGUCGAGAAAAUUGUGCUUCCCAAGCUGACAGUGCUAAUCGAACAGGUAUGGGACCCGCUCUCAACCACACAAACCCUCAAACUGGUACGGCUGAUAAACAGGCUUAGCCGAGAUUAUCCAUCGCUUCGAAGAACCUGCAAGCAACUGAGAACCCUUUUCCAAGCCAUCUUGGAUAAGCUAAAACUAGCCAUCGACAACGAUGUUUUCAUUCCAGUCUUUCCCAAGCAAUUGCAAGAAGCAAAAUCAUCCUUCUUCCAGCGGCAAUUCUGCAGCGGCCUCAAACUGCUGCGCAACAUCACAAGCUGGCAAGGUAUCAUCGCGGAUGGUCCACUGACGGAGCUCGCUAUUGGUUCGCUGAUCAAUCGUUAUCUGCUGAAUGGGAUGCGUGUUUGCACUCCUACUGAUGCCAUCAACAAAGCUUCGAUGAUCGUAUACACGCUGCCACGGGUGUGGCUAACGUCCGGCUCGUCGGUGGUUCAGAGCAUGGAUCAGUUCAUUGCGAUGCUGCGUCAUGUGGAAAACCAGCUAGAUCCUGUUAUAUCGAAUCAUGGGGAGCUUCUGGAGAAGAUCAAAAAGAUUCUAGCCAGCUUGCACGUGGUAACGUAAAGGUCAACGUAGAAUAUCUCAAACAACAGCUUACUUUUGUCUUCUUCGAAACUAAGAUAGGGUGGUUAAGCAGUUAAACUUUAUUAUUAUUUAUAGCCUUGGCGGUUUACAACUAUAUAUUACAAACUUUAGCUAGGUCACUUACGCUGAGAAGUUUUCUCAUGUAGGUUCACAGCAAAGCGUGGACCUCAGUGCCAGUCUUCGCAAUGAAUCUUCACAUUCGUGUACUUCGUCAGCCUAAUGGACCAUAACAAAAUCUUAUCACAAUGACCAAACUUUAAGCAAGCAGCACUUAAUGUUGUAACAAUUGAAUGUGAACCAGCGUGAAUAUUUGAUAAUCUCAACCUGAAGAUAAGUAGUCACCGUGUAGAACUUCUCUCACUUUGUAUGUAGCCUAGGUUUUGGAUUAUAGCUGUAAGAUUGCAUAAAAUUA